Molecule: messenger RNA, 1746 nt
Organism: Triplophysa dalaica
Lineage: Eukaryota; Metazoa; Chordata; Actinopteri; Cypriniformes; Nemacheilidae
Gene: cldn5a
Product: claudin 5a
Exons: 1
Coding region: 371-1018 (215 amino acids)
Biological process (GO): cell adhesion; bicellular tight junction assembly
Cellular component (GO): bicellular tight junction; plasma membrane
Molecular function (GO): structural molecule activity
Source: RefSeq, a predicted model, not a curated record
UGGAACGCUCGCACCACACACGCCCCUCCUCUCCCCCACCAUUAUUUCGCUUCACUUAUUCCCAGUCUGAGAAAGUCCGUUAGUCAAAGCGCAGCAGAGACAGAGCGCAGUGAUGCUGUCCACCUGACCAAGACACUUCGCUUUUUUUGAUUCUGUACUGGAGAGAAACACUCGGAUAGAAGAACUGGAAGAGGAAAACUUCGGUUAACAGAUUUAGGGAAAGAAAAACUGCGCACAAGCUUUUGGAGAAGGAGAGCUGAAGUGGAAACAAACAAAGCAAACAAACAAAGCUCCCCAAACUUUAGGAAUUGGAUGCGCAAUAUACCUGCCCACUAUAAGGAAUUAAAGAAACAAGUUACGAGCAACAGAAAUGGCCUCCGCCGCGCUGGAGAUCCUCGGUCUGACCCUGUGCGUUUUCGGCACGCUUUUGGAAAUGACCGCUUGCGGGCUGCCCACCUGGAAGGUGACCGCCUUCAUCGAGGCCAACAUCGUGGUGGCCCAGACCAUCUGGGACGGCCUGUGGAUGUCGUGCGCCGUGCAGAGCACCGGCCAGAUGCAGUGCAAGAUGCACGACUCGAUGCUCGCUCUCAACCACGACCUCCAGGCGGCCCGCGCGCUCACGGUCAUCUCGUCCGUCAUGUGCGUAAUCGGGCUGAUGGCGGUGAUCGCCGGCGCGCAAUGCACCAACUGCAUCAAGACGGAUAGCGUGAAGGCGCGCGUCGUGAACGUCGGAGGGGUGAUCUACAUCAUCAGUGCCAUCUUCAUGCUGGUGCCCCUGUGCUGGAUGGCCAACAACAUCAUCUCCGACUUCUACAAUCCGCAGGUGCCGGGCUCCCAGAAACGGGAGAUCGGCGCGGCGCUCUACAUCGGCUGGGCGGCCACCGCGAUGCUGCUGAUCGGAGGCAGCGUGCUCUGCUGCUCGUGCCCGGCUUCGGGAAACUCCGGGUACUCGGUGACAUAUGCGCCCAACAAAAGAGCAACGCCUAACGGGGACUAUGACAAGAGGAACUAUGUUUGAGUUGUGCGGGACUAUGCGCUCUAGGCUGAUAAAAGACCAAAUAUGAAAUAGACAACAAAACCCAUGCUGUUUUUAAAACCCGACGUGAUGUACACGUGCAGAUAUGUUUGUUUUUCUCCUUCAAAUUCCUUAAGUUUUCAAACUUACAUGUUAGACUACUGAUUGGCUGAACCAUCUGUUCUAUUUAAUGUGGCGUCUCAAAAGAAUAAAAAGUAAGUCAUCUGACAAAACAUCGAUUUUAGGUACCUCGAAAAGUUUGAAAAAGUUUGUAAAAGACCCUUAAGAUAGUACAGCUAUAGGAUGAAAUGUGUUUACCGAUUGUCCUGGAGAGGUGAUGUAGCGUGUAUAGGAACUUCUGCUUCUGCACAUUUACAAAGACUCAACGCUUGAAUGACCAGAGGGAAGAAAACAGCUGGAAAGACUGCAAAUCCUGCUUUGUCGUUUUUUUUCAACACAACCGUCCACACCGAUGCUCCAAGAGUCAUGAGAUAUAAGAGCAGGGUCAUGCAAUGUCAAAUAUGAAAAAUGUUUGUUUGGUUUUGGGAUUAUCCUGCCAGUUAUGCCUUGCAGUAUGAAAAGUGUAUGGAUGGGUAUUUUCCUCAAACCUCUAGGAUGUGUUUAUCAAGCUCGACUGAAACGUUUAUUUUUUGUAAUUUUUGUAAUUGUUUUUGAACUCCUUAAUGAAUGUUGUUUGCAAUAAACAUUUACAGUUUUGACACAAAUGUGAA